AUGCCAGAGAGAGGAGAAUGUCAAGCAGCAGAAGAAGAAGAAGCAGCAGCAGAAGAAGAAGAAGCAGCAGCAGAAGAAGAAGAAGCAGCAGCGGAAGAAGAAGAAGCAGCAGCGGAAGAAGAAGAAGCAGCAGCGGAAGAAGAAGCAGCAGCGGAAGAAGAAGCAGCAGCGGAAGAAGAAGCAGCAGCGGAAGAAGAAGCAGCAGCGGAAGAAGAAGCAGCAGCGGAAGAAGAAGCAGCAGCGGAAGAAGAAGCAGCAGCGGAAGAAGAAGAAGAAGAAGAAGAAGAAGAAGAAGAAGAAGAAGCAGUAGCACAAGCAGAAGGAGAAGAAGCAGUAGCACAAGCAGAAGGAGAAGAAGCAGAAGAAGAAGAAGAAGAGGAAGCAGAAGCAGAAGCACAAGCAGCAGAAGAAGAAGCAGAAGCACAAGCAGAAGGAGAAGAAGCAGAAGAAGCAGAAGAAGAAGAAGAAGAAGAAGAAGAAGCAGAAGAAGAAGAAGCACAAGCAGAAGAAGCAGAAGAAGAAAAAUUCGCCGUUUUCCAGCGCAGAAUUACAAUAUUUUCUCUUCAUACGAUAGACGGUGACGAACGACGUAUCCCUACAGCACGAUGCCACGCAAACGCGUUUGACAGCCAGUCCACCAACUGCAUUCGACAGAGGCCGCAUUGUGGGAAUUCAUUGGGCUGGUUGGUGGAGCAAUUGCAAGACACGUGGGCCAUUCAGAUGUUACAGUGGCCGAUGUUGGAAUCAGUGGGUACACGAGGGCACUUACGCACGUCGUGCAAGCUCUGCGUACAACCACAAGCGAGGACCGUCGAAUGGAGCGUCAAGCAGAGCGGAAUCAGCGAACAUGUACUGGUGGCUCUACAACGCCCUGUGAGUGGUCCCGCACAGUGGCUCGACGACCCGCAUCCUCCAGUUUGGGUCCUUCCGCCCCAUGCGUCGGUUGCCACUGGCACCAGAACACCGACAUCGGCGUUUGGAUUGGUGUCGCGCCCGGGAGGCAUGGCCAGAGGAUGA
Molecule: messenger RNA, 1017 nt
Organism: Gryllus bimaculatus (two-spotted cricket)
Lineage: Eukaryota; Metazoa; Arthropoda; Insecta; Orthoptera; Gryllidae
Source: the annotation of a GenBank genome assembly